AUGUCCAGUCCUCAUUUAUCUCAACAGACCCUGCCCUCGUGGUCUGCUCAUUCACAUAGCGCUAUCUUCAGCCAUUACUUGGUGCCCUCCAUUACAUUGCAUGCUAGCUGCAAUUUUUGGUUCUCCGCAACCUUGAAGGAUUCCUGCAAUCACAGCCCUGUUCCCAUAUAUCAAUGUGCUUCAUCGACUCUGAAUAUUGAGGUGAGUCCUCAAAUUUGCCCUCCAGUCUCUGCACUCUCUCUGAAUUCUAGUGAUCGCACAGAGGGUGGUACCCAAUUAGCACUCUGGGAUGCACAACAGGCAACAAAGUGCAUGCAUCCACUUUCAGGACCUGCAAUAGCUGUGACAUCUGUUGGCCAAGAUACACAAGUGGAUCUCGAUGCUGCUGAUGGUUUCCAGGACACAUAUCUCAAACCCCUCAGGAUAUUUGAUGCUGUCAUUGGAGAGAUUGUGAAUGUAUGA
Messenger RNA from Suillus discolor, 462 nucleotides. RefSeq lists its product as uncharacterized. The transcript has a single exon. The record is from RefSeq and is a predicted model, not a curated record. NCBI's taxonomy places the organism in Eukaryota, Fungi, Basidiomycota, Agaricomycetes, Boletales, Suillaceae. Bases 1 to 462 code for a protein of 153 amino acids.